Nymphaea colorata (pocket water lily) is the source of this 2041-nucleotide messenger RNA. Its product is annotated as protein ABCI7, chloroplastic. Bases 333 to 1865 code for a protein of 510 amino acids. The transcript has 3 exons. NCBI's taxonomy places the organism in Eukaryota, Viridiplantae, Streptophyta, Magnoliopsida, Nymphaeales, Nymphaeaceae. The record is from RefSeq and is a predicted model, not a curated record. Gene Ontology annotation, biological process: iron-sulfur cluster assembly.
GGAGCAUUUCAAUGAGUCUGGAAUAGGCUUCCACUCUGCGUAGAUUCCCUAGCCGGGGAAGAGGACAAAUACACAUAUCUACUUCGUGUUUGUGAGCAAAGACGGAGAUGUUGGGAAGGGCAGCUCUGUGGUGGUAGCCCCUCUCUCUCGACUCAGGUUGCAUUGAAGCAGGCAGGGCAGCUCUGUGGUGGUAACAUCUCUCUUUCCAUUUCUCGACUCAAGUUGCAUUGAAGCAGGCUGUUAGCCGUCGAUCGUCAAAGCAGGUCGGCUGGUGGUUGUCGUCUCCCUCUUUCUCUGUCUCUCGGCAAUGCACUGCUAGGCGAGUGGAUGCGAUGGCCGCCGCCACUUCAUCCUCCACGAUCCAUCUUUCUGGGCUACUGCCAUCAGCAUCACCCCCUCGUCUCCGCCGCUCAUACCCAUUCUUAUCAUCGUCGUCAUCCUCCAGACGGAGAUUGAGGACGUUUCGCUCCUCUCGCACCGCUGCAAUUGUCUGUUUCUCCGACCCCUUCGUGCUAGAGCUGGCCGAGAAGAUCGAGGACUCGGUUCCUCCUCUCCCCUCCUCACCACCGCUGCCCCUCCUCAGACUUCGGGAGUCUGCCUCCCGCUCCCUCCUCAGCCAGAGGUGGCCCACCCAGAAGGAUGAAGCCUUCCGCUUCACUGACACCAGAUUCCUCAGGCACUCCCUUAUCAACCCCGUACAGCCCUCCUCCGUUCCUCCUUCCACCGCUCUCGACUACGGCGACGACGACCACCAACACCACCGCAUCCUCCAUAUAGUAGACGGCCAGUUGCUUCCCUCUUCUCCACCCAGCAUCUCCAGUGACCUCCCGGAAUCCGUCUUCGUCGGACCCCUUUCUGCUAUUCAAGACGAGGCUCUUCUGAACCGGGUCCUCAGCUCCUUCUCCUCCGACUUCCAGGAAGCAGAUCUCUUCUGGUCCCUCAAUGGCAUCGGCGUGCCAGACGUCGUCGUCAUCUUCAUCCCGACUGGUUGCAUUGUGGAGAAGCCUCUUCACUUCGUGCUCUAUUCCAAUCAAGGCGGCGGCAUCGGAGGCAAGAACGAAGGCGACCCAUCAUCGGUGGCGAUAUCGAAUCCUCGAAUGCUAGUUUUGGUAGAGGCUGGCGGCCAGGUUGGGAUAGUUGAGGAGUUUGUGGGUAGCGGAGAUUCAGGGGCUUACUGGACCAAUUCGGUGAUGGAGAUGGUGAUCGAGGAAGGAGGGAAGGUUUCUCAUACUUAUAUCCAGAGACAAGCUGAUAAUUCCACCCACACAAAGUGGACUCGUGUUCAUCAGGCUGCAACUAGUAGCUAUAAUCUUAUAGAGACAAGUACGGGUGGAAAGUUAAGCAGACACAAUCUUCACAUUCAGCAGCAUGGUUCUGACACAGUCACAGAAUUAUCCACGUUUCAUUUGGCUGGAAGUAACCAAGCACAGGAUUUGCACAGCAGACUGGUCUUGGAUCAUCCAAGAGGUUAUGGUCGGCAACUUCACAAGUGCAUAGUUGCCGAUUCAUCAGGCCAAGCUAUCUUUGAUGGCAAUAUCCAAGUCAACAAGUAUGCACAGCAAACAGAUGCAGGUCAACUAACAAGAAGCCUCCUUCUAGCUCCCCGUGCUACAGUCAAUGUUAAGCCCAACCUGCAAAUAGUUGCUGAUGAUGUGAAAUGUUCCCAUGGAGCUGCCAUAAGUGAUCUUGAAGAUGACCAGCUCUUCUAUUUUCAGGCACGUGGUGUCGAUUUGCAGACUGCCAGAAAUGCGCUCAUCUUUUCUUUUGCUGCCGAGGUAAUUGAACGCCUACCUUCCUCCCUCCUUCGCAGGAAGGUAGAGGAUAAUGUCAAAAGUUUACUUGCAGCUAAAGGAGCCAUCUUAUAGAAGUUCAAGAAAUAGCAGAUCUCCCUAUUGUAUACCUAUUUUACUGAUGUUGAAAAUACUCGAAAAGAAAAUUGUUGGAUUUUCAAGCUUUCAAGUGUACACCUAUUUUUUGGUUGAAUAAGAGGAUGUAUUUCAGCCCUGAAUAUAAUGGUGGAAGAAUAUUUAGCUUGAACAAA